This is a messenger RNA of Puccinia triticina, 2199 nucleotides long. RefSeq lists its product as uncharacterized. The coding region runs from base 1 to 2199 and encodes 732 amino acids. NCBI's taxonomy places the organism in Eukaryota, Fungi, Basidiomycota, Pucciniomycetes, Pucciniales, Pucciniaceae. The transcript is spliced from 10 exons. Gene Ontology annotation, molecular function: hydrolase activity; DNA binding; ATP binding. The record is from RefSeq and is a predicted model, not a curated record.
AUGUCAUCCAUGAAUUUUCUUAUCACAAGAGGACGAGCUCGUAUCAUCAAACUGGGGUUAAGUAGUCCGAGCGCACGAACAUACCGGCCGCCGGCCGAUCCCCCAUCUCGAAGGAAUCGUUUGGCUCGAUUCUCCAGCUCACAGCCUAUCGCACUUUCCUCAGAACGACUCGAUCUCUUCACACCAGCUCGAGUUAGAGACGAGCCGACCGCAGAAAUCCUCGCAGAAGAGCUUCAAAAUCUUGCCGCAUCCAAUACCAUCGAAUAUAGACCCUACCAACAAGAUUCAUUGGAUGCCUGUUUGGAUGCAUUGAACCGGGGUGUCUCUAGGAUUGGAGUCAGCCUGCCCACAGGAAGUGGGAAGACGACCGUAUUCUUGAAUCUGAUUCACAAAAUCUCGGGCAAACGAGGCGAUUCUGAUGAAAUACCGUGGAGAUCGAUGGUUAUCGUGAACAGUGUCGAGCUUGCGCAUCAAACAAUACGUCAAUUGAAAAAACUGUUUCCCAAUACGUUGGUCGGUACCGAGCAAGGUGCAAAGCACUCAUCCGAAGACGCCGAGGUCGUUGUGGCAACUUAUCAAAGUUUACAUUCCAAAGGCCGAUACAGAAAAUUCAAUCCAGCUCACUUCAAAUGUGUCAUAGUUGAUGAAGCUCACCAUGCCUUAUCAUCCUCGUACUUGCAAAUACUUUCUUACUUCAAUCAAGAUAUUGAUCAUCAAAAUGCCUCUAAAUCCGAAAACUCUGAUAAAGUUGCAUCUUACCAAGUGCCAAUCAUUGGGUUUUCCGCUACGUUUUCAAGGCACGAUCGACUGGCCUUAUCGUCAGUUUUUGAAGAAAUUGUUUACCACUAUGAGCUGAGGGACAUGAUUCAGGCCGGCUGGCUUGCGCCUGCUCGAUUCACAUCUGUAAAGGUGGACAUGGAUCUUAGUCAAGUCGCACUGACAAGUGGCAAAGAACCAGACUACGUUCCGGAUCGAUUGGCUGAAGUCAUCGACACAGAUCCAAUCAAUCAACUUUUGGUCUCCAUUUAUCUCGAGCGAGCAGGGAGUCGAAAAUCGACUUUGAUCUUCACUGUCAACAUCCUCCACAUGUAUCGGUUGGCGAAUAAAUUUCGAGAGGCGGGGAUUGACGCAAGAGUAAUAUUUAGUGGCACUCCACCCGCGGAGCGUAAGAUACUACUGGAUGAGUUUAGAUCUUCAAAAUUUCCGGUUUUGGUCAAUUGCGCCGUCUUGACCGAGGGUGCAGAUGUUCCGAAUGUGGAUUGUGUUAUUCUGGCCCGACCGACCCGUUCACGGACUUUGUUGACGCAAAUGAUUGGCCGAGGAUUGAGGAAGUCCUCUGGGACUGGUAAAACGGAUUGCUUGUUGAUCGACAUUUUUGGGAGCGUCGAACGAGGUGUGAUAGUAAAUCCAUCGUUGGAAGGCCUUGACCCCACCCAAAUCGAUAAUUGGAACGCCAAAGAUUCAGAGCACUUGAAUAGCGCGGCGGCGGUUACUGAAAACUUGGAGGAAGAUGUUCCCGAGCAGACCUCUUCAGGAUCGGUCUCGGUAAACAGUUUCACCUACACCGAUUUCGACUCUCCUUUUAAGAAUGAACCGGACUAUAAAAACGCGGGAGAUCUCUAUCGACUGACGCGAUAUAGCUGGGUGGCCUGUGGCGAUGGAAUAUUUGUACUAGAGCUGUUGGGCCAAGGACACCUGCGAAUUCAAACAGAGCGAGAGGAGACGGGGGACAUACGCUACGUGAUAUAUUUUGUUCAUACGAUGCAGCGUACAAAUCCGACCAACAACGAUUCAAGUCGGAUAUUUACCAAGCCUCAAAUCGUCGGCACUGCAGAAACCAUUCCGGACGCGAUCAAGACUGCAGACGCGUUCUUAGGGCAAGCCACAAAAUCGAAAAAAUCUGGGCUGACAUUGGGUAUCAUUCGUAGCUUGGAAAGAAGAGCGUCAUGGCGUCGCUUGCCUGCCAGUGAACAACAAAUCACGAUCAUCAAGAAAAGGCUAGGGUCUAAAUUUUCUGGAGAACUCGUUCAGGAUUUCGAUCAUAUGGAUAAAGGACAGGCCGCGAAUCUAUUGACCAGAUUAAAUCACGGUUUUAAAUCUCGUCUGAGUCGGCAGCUUGUUCAAAACGCUCGGAUCCAGAAAGAGCUGCAAAGAAGGGACCAAUUACAGAUCAAAGUUGGAAAACUUAUAGAUCCUUGA